Talaromyces stipitatus ATCC 10500 is the source of this 462-nucleotide messenger RNA. RefSeq names its product hydroxysteroid dehydrogenase, putative. Gene Ontology annotation, molecular function: 3-beta-hydroxy-Delta5-steroid dehydrogenase (NAD+) activity. The transcript is spliced from 2 exons. Gene Ontology annotation, biological process: steroid biosynthetic process. The coding region runs from base 1 to 462 and encodes 153 amino acids. Lineage: Eukaryota; Fungi; Ascomycota; Eurotiomycetes; Eurotiales; Trichocomaceae. The record is from RefSeq and is a predicted model, not a curated record.
AUGGGCAAUGGCCAAAAUCCCUACGACUUCGUGUAUGCAGGCAAUCUCGCAGAUGCGUAUUUGCCAGCUGUUCAUGCCCUACUGGACGCUUGGGGUAAUCCUCGUCCCACAGAUCCCACGGUUCGUGUGGAUGGCGAGAUCUUCCACAUCACUAAUGAUAACCCCUGGUUUUUCUGGGACUUUCAGCGAGCUGUUGCCUCUGAGACUGGCAACGCUGUGCGUCCUGAAGAGAUUGUGGUCAUACUCAAAUGGGUGGGACUCAUGAUGGGGCUUGUGAGUGAAUGGACCGUGUGGGCGAUCUCGGGGAUCACCCGGACUCCCAAUAUGACUCGUGAAAGUAUUCGAUUCAGUACCCUUAUCCGCACACUUAAUAUCAGCAAGGCUAAAAGAGUGCUCGGAUAUCGUCCAAGGAAGAAUGACUUCCAAGGUUGGAUGCGUCGAGAGCUGGCUAUCUAUACCUAG